This is a messenger RNA of Macadamia integrifolia, 507 nucleotides long. Its product is annotated as TMV resistance protein N-like. NCBI's taxonomy places the organism in Eukaryota, Viridiplantae, Streptophyta, Magnoliopsida, Proteales, Proteaceae. The record is from RefSeq and is a predicted model, not a curated record. Gene Ontology annotation, biological process: signal transduction. The transcript has a single exon. The coding region runs from base 1 to 507 and encodes 168 amino acids.
AUGGCAGCGUUCAAGAAUGCCGGUUUUGCCUUUUCUUCGUCUUCUUCAAGUUCCAAUUAUGAAGUGUUCUUGGGCUUUCAUGGAGAAGACACUCACACCAACUUCACCAAUCACCUCUAUCAUGCCUUGGAUGAUGCUGAGAUUAACACUUUCAGAGACAACGAAGAAUUCCCAAUCGGGAAGAAUAUUGGGCCGGAGCUAAUCAUUGCGAUCGAGCAGUCAAGAAUCUCUAUCCCCAUCUUCUCGGAGAAUUAUGCUUCGAGUAAAUGGUGUCUUAUUGAAAUCACUAGGAUCUUGGAAUGCAAAAACACAAUGGGUCAGAUGGUUCUUCCCAUUUUCUACAAUAUCGAACCCUCAGUGGUGCGGAACCAGACGGAGAGCUAUGCAAAGGCCUUUGAGAAACACCAGACCUAUUUUCACCACAAGACCGUGCAAAAGUGGAAGGAAGCUCUGAGAGAAGUUGGAUCAUUGAAGGGAUGGGAUUCAAAAAGCGCUGCUAAUGGGUGA